AUGGAGCUCCUCGUGCCGUUGGUUAUCGGUCAGAUCCUUCGUAUCAGCGGCUAUGUCGCUGCGAUUGCCCUCGUCUCGGUGGUGAUGAACCUGAUUCACCAGCUAUUCUUCUACAAACGUAACGAGCCUCCUGUGGUUUUCCAUUUGUUCCCCUUCAUCGGAAGUACUAUCAGCUAUGGCAUGGAUCCAUACAAGUUCUUCUUCUCGUCUCGUGAGAAGUACGGCGAUAUCUUCACUUUCAUCUUACUCGGCAAGAAAAUUACAGUUUUUCUCGGGACCGAGGGAAACGAAUUCAUCCUGAAUGGAAAACUCAAGGAUGUCAACGCCGAAGAAGUCUACGGCAAACUGACAACACCCGUCUUCGGCUCCGAUGUGGUCUACGACUGUUCCAACUCCAAGCUGAUGGAGCAGAAGAAGUUCAUCAAAUUCGGCCUCAGCCAAGAAGCCCUAGAGUGUUACGUGCCCCUAAUCGAAGAAGAAGUCAACCAAUACAUCAAAACCUCCGGGAAAUUCAAAGGUCCAACCGGCACAAUCGACCUCGCCAGCGUGAUGGCUGAAAUCACAAUCUUCACAGCCGGUCGUACCCUCCAAGGCUCCGAAGUCCGCGCAAAGCUGACCUCCGAAUUCGCCGACCUUUACCACGACCUAGACCUAGGAUUCUCACCCAUCAACUUCAUGCUGCCCUGGGCACCACUUCCUCACAAUCGCAAGCGAGACACUGCCCACGCACGCAUGCGCGAGAUCUAUCUCGAGAUCAUCCGCGAGCGGCGCAACUCCGGCGAGCAGGAUACCCAAGCUAAAGACAUGAUCUGGAACCUGAUGCGCUGCGUCUACCGCGACGGACAUAAAAUUCCGGACAAGGAGAUCGCGCACAUGAUGAUCACACUUCUGAUGGCUGGACAACACUCCUCGUCGGCGAUUAGCUGCUGGAUCAUGCUGCGGCUAGCUUCCCAGCCGGAGAUGACCGAGAAGUUGUACGCCGAGCAGAUCAACGCCCUAGGCGCAGACCUGCCCCAGUUGGAAUUCGCUCAUUUGGAGAAACUCCCCUUGCACGCUCAUGUCAUAAAAGAGACUCUCCGCAUUCACUCAUCUAUCCACACCCUCAUGCGUAAGGUCAAGAACCCCCUUCCCGUACCUGGAACUCCCUAUGUCAUUCCUACAACCCACACGCUCCUUUCAUCGCCCGGUGUCACUGCGCGCGAUGAGCGCUUCUUCAAAAACGCUAUGACCUGGGACCCGCACCGGUGGGAGUUGCGCGUUGAAGAGGAAGAAGGCGAUACGGUGGAUUAUGGGUAUGGUGCUGUGUCAAAAGGCACGCGGAGUCCGUAUUUGCCGUUUGGGGCAGGGCGGCAUAGGUGUAUUGGGGAGAAGUUUGCGUAUCUGAAUUUGACGGUUAUUGUUGCGACGCUCGUGAGAGAGUUUCGAUUUUUCAAUCCCGAGGAGAGAAAUGGAGUACCGGAGACGGAUUAUUCGUCGCUCUUUUCUCGUCCGAUGCAGCCGGCUACGGUGCGGUGGGAACGCCGUGGGGAGUGA
Messenger RNA from Penicillium cinerascens, 1533 nucleotides. RefSeq names its product cytochrome P450. Bases 1 to 1533 code for a protein of 510 amino acids. Gene Ontology annotation, biological process: ergosterol biosynthetic process. Lineage: Eukaryota; Fungi; Ascomycota; Eurotiomycetes; Eurotiales; Aspergillaceae. Gene Ontology annotation, molecular function: iron ion binding; heme binding; oxidoreductase activity, acting on paired donors, with incorporation or reduction of molecular oxygen. The transcript is spliced from 4 exons. The record is from RefSeq and is a predicted model, not a curated record.